Phalaenopsis equestris is the source of this 1548-nucleotide messenger RNA. Its product is annotated as F-box protein At3g12350. Gene Ontology annotation, molecular function: protein binding. The coding region runs from base 77 to 1480 and encodes 467 amino acids. NCBI's taxonomy places the organism in Eukaryota, Viridiplantae, Streptophyta, Magnoliopsida, Asparagales, Orchidaceae. Gene Ontology annotation, biological process: SCF-dependent proteasomal ubiquitin-dependent protein catabolic process; gibberellic acid mediated signaling pathway. Gene Ontology annotation, cellular component: SCF ubiquitin ligase complex. The transcript is spliced from 3 exons. The record is from RefSeq and is a predicted model, not a curated record.
ACAAAAAGUGGUACAUAUGUAAAUAUUUUAAAUAAACGUGGUAAAUAUGUAAUUUAGAAUUUGAUUGUCGCCCAUUAUGGUAAUUUUGACUCCACCGGUUUCUUGCUCCCCAAUUAACCGAUUGAAUCUUGCAGCGUAUGCGUAUCGUCCCUUUCGCGCUCUGAUUCCUGUACUUGCUAGCAGUAGCUCUACCCGCACAACCAUGGCGCCGGAUCUGCAAACCCCGAUGUCCUUUUCCGACUUCCCUAACGACGUUCAGCUCAACAUCCUCUCCUUCCUCCAGCCAACCGAUAUCUCCGCCUUUGCCUGCACCUGCCGCCGCUUCGCUACCCUUUGCAGCCCCUCUUCCCCUUCCACCGACCUCUGGAUCGCCCUCUGCGACCGCCGAUGGGGAUCCAACACCCAGCUCCGGCGCUGGUCUGCCAUUCCGUCCCCCCGCCUCUACAAAACGCUGGAUCGCUGGGAAAACCUAAUCGGCUUCUGGCGCCGCAUCGGCAGCGGUAUCUCCGAAACCCCAACUCUUGUUUUCUUCGAGUGGAGUUCUAGCUGCAUCAUCGGGUUCCGCAUCUCGCGCUCUCCUGUUGCCGCCUCCUAUGCCGUCUGCAAAACCCCUUUCCUCUGGCUCGGUUUCUCGGCCGCCGGUGAGACCUCAAGCUACCUCAAUCCCGAUAGCAGACUAUCAGACUCCGACGUCAUCCCAGUGACGAUCAGCUUCAUGGGAUGCAACCAUUUAUUGGUCGAGGAGAGCCGGAGUUCGAGCGUGGAUAAGCUUCUGGACGAUUCGGAAGAUUGGCUCGGAUUGGAGACUGGCUCGCCUCCGGAUCGUCUGAUGUCGGAAAUCUACCAGUAUUUCGCCAAUAGAACAAGCCCUGGUGCGGAGAAAUCUACGAGAAGACUAAGGAAGAAGAAGGAGAAGGAAAGGCUGGGAAGAAGGAGAUGGGAGGCUGAGCAUUUUGUCAAAAUUUCAAACUAUUUUCCGACUCCUUCACGACCUCUGCAGGGACUAUGGAAGGGGAUAUCUGAAGACAUGAGCUUGGAGUUUUAUCUAGUAACAUAUGAUGAUGUGGGGGGAUUAGCCUGCUGGAGGGUUGGUGAUUCUGUGGAGAAAGUCUCUGGUUAUUUUCCAGUAUUCUGGACUUCUAACACCACAUUUAUGGAGCCACCGUUCUCCAAAGAUGAGCUUUUUCUAUAUAGCAUGAGGGAACAUGUUAGGUCUGUUGGCUCAGUUCUUUGCAACAUGGAUAGGGAGAUUGUCUCCCGCAUCAUGUGCAUUAACUGUAGUUAUGACUUGGUUCUUCCUCACCUGGCUGGUUCUUCUGGCGAUCCCAGAAACGUUGAGGGUAGGAUAUGGGAAUAUGAAGAUGGAACUUUUGGGUUUGGGUUCUUAAGAAAUGAUUUUAUUAUUGACUUGAAGCAAGUUGCUCUAGAUGGUUUAAUUCUUGCUGAGGUUGAGUCUUUUAAUCAAAAUUCUGCUUCAUAGUUUCAUGUCUAGAACUAAUUCUAGAUGUGCUUGGUCAUUGUUUCAUGCAAUUUGAAAUAAGAGGGAUG